AAAGUUUCAUUUAGGGGGAAGGCUUGGACAAAAGUUGGCCAGCGGUUUUGGGGAUUUUCGACGCCGUUGUUGUCCAAUCUCAAAUGCAUGGGUCGCACUCGUCGUACGUCGGGGCCAUAACAGCGCGCAGCUACCGCGGCUCUCCCGCAUGGCUGUGAUCGUCGGAGGCUAACGUUGCACUGCGAGCGUGUCCGUGACGAGGAAGAUGUCCACGGCUAACGUUAGCGAUGACAUCCGAGCGGCGUUCCCCCUGCACUCCGCCGUGUGGGAGAACGACUACCGGAGGCUGGAGGCACAAAUAACCACACCGCAGAAUGACAUUGAGGCUGUGGAUCCCAGAGGUCGGACGCCUCUGCACUUGGCCGUGUCACUCGGGCACCUGGAGUCGGUGAGAGUCCUUUUGAGACACGGCGCUGAAGUGACUAAAGAAAACGGAAAGAGCUGGACAGUUCUGCAGGAGGCUGUCAGCACCGGAGACCCAGAGAUGGUUCAGUUAGUGCUGCAGCGCAGAGACUACCUCAAAGCCUCCACUGCUCUGGGAGGAGUGCCUGAGCUGCUGUCAAAAAUCCGAGAGUCUCCAGAUUUCUAUAUGGAAAUGAAGUGGGAAUUCACCAGUUGGAUCCCUCUUCUGUCCCGGGUUUGUCCAAGUGAUGUCUGUCGUAUUUGGAAAAGUGGCGCCAGCCUCCGAGUGGACGCCACUCUUCUAGGCUUUGAAAACAUGACCUGGAUCAGAGGGCGUAGGAGCUACAUCUUCAGAGGAGAUGAUUCAUAUGCGGAGCUGAUGGAGGUGAACCAUGAUGAUGAAGUGGUGGACACUGAACGCUUCAACAUUUCCCAAGAAAUGGAGGAUGUCACACUAGAGUCAAUGCAGCCGGCUGAACAGGAAGUUGCCAAAAGGUUGACUACUCCCAUUGUCAACACCUACUUGGACACCAAGGAUAUCGCUUUUGACAGGAACAAGUCUGGGAUAUGGGGCUGGAGAACUGACAAAACGGAAGUGGUCAAUGGAUUUGAUGCAAAGGUUUUCAGCGUGAACAAUGUAAAUGUGGUGAUCAGGACAAGGACAGAGCAUCUUACAGACGAGGAGAAAGCCAGGAUAAAAAGUGAGAGGAACAUCCUGGAGUCUCUGCUGGGGACUGUGGAGCAGCACAUAAGUGCACAAGGGGACCUUACUCUUGAGUAUGCAACUGCCACCAAUCCCACUGCCAUCACUCCGGAGGAAUAUUUUGAUCCCGACUUUGACCUUGGGAACCGAGACAUCGGCCGACCCAUUGAACUAAGCAUUCGAACACAGAAAUUCAAAGGUACGUUGUGGAUGAGUGAGGAACAUCCUCUGUCCCUGGUGGAGCAGGUAACCCCCAUUAUUGACCUCAUGGCCCGGACAAGUUCCCAUUUUGCACGGUUAAGAGACUUUGUGACCCUCAAUUUUCCUCCGGGAUUCCCUGUGAAAAUAGAGAUUCCCUUGUUUCAUGUACUCAAUGCCAAGAUUACAUUCGGUAAUGUAAAUAAAUGCAGUACAACAGAGGAAGCGAGCACUACGCCAGCAGCUACGCCAGCAGCUACGCCAGCAGCCACGCCAGCAUCCACGCCAGCAACCACGCCAGCAGCCACGCCAGCAGCCACGCCAGCAGCCACGCCAACAUCCUCCGGAGAAGAUGAAGACGCUGCCGCACCGCCUCCGUUCAAGGUGUGUCCCUCAGUGUUUGUGGUGCCCGUCAGUUACCACCGCAGAGGAGGCAGCCGCCACACACCCAUCUCCAACAAUGAUGAGGAGCUUUUGCAGUACGCCAUCCAUCAGAGUCUGCUGGAGUCUUGCAGAGUCCCGGGCCAGGAGGGGACCUUGGAUGAUGCUGAUGGGGACCCCACUGAUGUAAACCCCAGUAGCCUGAGUGACAGGAGUAUCCCAGAGGGGGUGCUAGUGGAAUUUGGAGACACUUCCAGUGCAACCAGCUCCACCUCUGCCUCCAGCCCCGAAACAGACCUCCGCCUUGCCAUGGAGCUCUCCGCACGAGCUCAGGCGGAAGAGGAGAGAGUGAGGAAGCAGGAGGAAGAGGAGCUGGAGAGGAUAUUGCAGCUUUCGCUCACUGAGAAGUAAAAGGGAUAAGAGGGAAUUGUAAUAAUACAACUUUUUCAGAUCCAGAAACAACCACCACACCUCAGUUUUCCUUCCUAGCCACUGUCUAUGCAACCGCAGGUUUCCUUCUGUAACGGAUAAUUUUUGCACACACGCAAUAUCAAACUCUCUGUAUCCAAUUUUUCCAAAAGGUAUUUUUGGUAAGAACAUACUCCUUUAUAUAUUUCUAUCUCAGCAUAGUUGGUAUCCUUGCUCAUGCUGCAUUCAUGGGCAUGGGCAUCAUUUGGAAUGGGUUCUGGGUUCAAUUUAUUUAUUUUCUUUUUCCAACUCAGAAUCACAGCAGCAUUUAGGUUCUGUCAACAGAAAUAUUUGACUACUCAAGGUGACUUCAUAUAGUGUGUUGACCCAAGGAAGUGGCACUUAAGGUGGCACUGUUUUGUUUUUAUUUCCUGAUAGUUUUCCUACAGAGUUGAGGACCAUGGACUCACUGUAUAACAUAAAUCUCAGGGUUCAAAUUUUACACAUUUUCCCUUCACUUUAGAAAUGUUUUAAAGUGUAUUUUAUUAAUCCGUUGUCAAACUUUAUGAAAUUUUCGCCUGGUAAUGUUUCUUCGGGGCAAAAAUGGUAUCAUUAAUAUCACUGUGCCAUACCAAUAUUGAUUCAGAAAGGGGGGAUUCAGUGGGUCAAAAGGUCAUAAGUUCAUGUGAGUUCCUUGUACUUUGUCAAUGUACACUAAAAAAAACAGCAUGUUGCUGUUGGAUAGGGGUUGGCCUGUCCUUUUUUUUACUGUAUAUUUUCUCUGACUUCAAGUAUUAUCACUUCAGUUCAAAAAUGCAAAAUCAGAGACCGGCCUGACUGUGGAUUUUCAAUUGUCAAGCUGCCUAGAAAGCGUCACACAAACAAUAUUGUGGACAUUUUUCUGAUUCCUAAAGGCAGUCGACCUUUUGUAGCCAUGAACAACAUUAGACCUCUGAGCAGAGGAAUAGAAAGGACAGCACAGGCACAAGGGUCACGCAUGCCCGCCACCAGUAGGUCUCUUCAGCAUGUUCCAGUGGAUUGGAGGGAUGCUGACAGUUUUACGUGGUGCCACUCUGACUAAACUUUCUGAGAAGUUUUACUUAAACUUGUAACUUAAAAAUGUCAUGAAGAGGGUGUUUGCUUAGUAACAUUCAUUAACCACUAUACUUGAUUUCACACAGCCAACCACUUGCAGUGGCAAGAAAAUGUAUGUGAACCAUUGGAUUCUGUAGUAAUUGGUCAUAAAAUGUGAUCUGAUCUCCAUCUGAGUCACAAGUAUAGAAAAACAAAGCGUGCUUAAAUUACACACAGACCAUUAUAAUGUUGUCUUCAAUGAGCAUACCUAUUAAACAUUCACAGUGCUGGUGGAAAACGUAAGCUGGGUGCCACCUCGAGGGACAGUGAUAUCUAAAGAGUUUAUGUAAGUGUGGACCGAUAAAUAUCUAGAAUCUUUGAGAUUACUUUGUAAACCUUUCCAGCUUUAUGCAAAUCCACUUUUCUUGAUCACAAGCUAUCUGAGAUGUCUUUUCAUACAAUAAUUUUGUCUGUUAUUCAUUAACAUAGAUUGUCUGUUCAUAAUUGUAACUUGGAUGAAGAUCUGCGCAUAUUUUAAGACAAUUUUACACAUAAAUGCAGGUAUUUCCACGGGACUCGCUCACUUUUUCUUGUCACUUAUUAAAGGUCUCUGCUUUGCUACGUCUGACUUUCAGGGGCUGAAAAACUCUUUAUAGUAAUCAAAUUGCCAAAACUGCUGAACGGUUGUUUUUUUCUUUUUUUAAAUGCUGGCUGUGGUUAAUUUAAUGCAGAUCUUUGUAAUGCACCGAUUGAGCUGCAAAGUUGUUGGUUUUUUUACAUGUUAAAACUUUAGGAAAAUGUGUUGGUUUCUAAAUGUUGUUUUUAAAAUAAAAGCACUUUAUUUCCA
Messenger RNA from Scophthalmus maximus (turbot), 4013 nucleotides. It is a transcript of the gene ankrd13a, whose product is annotated as ankyrin repeat domain 13A. The coding region runs from base 206 to 2095 and encodes 629 amino acids. The transcript is spliced from 15 exons. NCBI's taxonomy places the organism in Eukaryota, Metazoa, Chordata, Actinopteri, Pleuronectiformes, Scophthalmidae. The record is from RefSeq and is a predicted model, not a curated record. Gene Ontology annotation, cellular component: cytoplasm. Gene Ontology annotation, molecular function: protein binding.